Molecule: messenger RNA, 5129 nt
Organism: Gadus morhua (Atlantic cod)
Lineage: Eukaryota; Metazoa; Chordata; Actinopteri; Gadiformes; Gadidae
Gene: pdzrn4
Product: PDZ domain containing ring finger 4
Exons: 8
Coding region: 645-2996 (783 amino acids)
Molecular function (GO): protein binding
Source: RefSeq, a predicted model, not a curated record
CAACUCUGCGCGCGUGUGCCAGUGUGUGUGUGUCUGAGCUACGAGAGAGAUGCAGAGAGCGGGAGCAGGAGAAAAGAACAGCACUCUCUCACUGCCGCUGGAAGCUGCUACAGCUGCCGCUUGUGUUUCCACUCCAACACCCUGAAGCCCAUUCGCCGACACUGACAGCAGAACCUCUUUGUUUUUUGUUGUUUUUAGUUUUUUUUCCUUCAGGUAGGGGGGGUUAUUUGUUUGGACAGCCAGCCAGCCUGCCAGCCUGCCAGCCAUCCAGCCAGCCAGCCAGCCUGCCUGCUUGUGCUUGCCUCGCACCUGUAUGUAUGCAUGCACGUGUAGCACAGGGUUUGUGGGGUAGGCACCAGUGGGGGACUGCGUAGCGAGGGACUGAGGUGAGGCUGGUGGUGCUGGUGGAGGAGGAGGAGGUGGUGGUGGCGGCGGCAACGGCGGUGGUGAUGGUGGCGGCGGCCGGCGGUGUGUGAGAGCUUACGAGCGAGGGAUCGAUGCCCCCCGCCCCCACCUCCUGAGGAGUAACUGAUGAGAAGCGACGCCGCCGCCUCGGCGUGGAGGGUGACCCCCCCGUGACCGUGCCUCAGGUACAGCAGGGACAAGCCCCCCGGGCGCGCGGCCCCUGACCCACCACGACGAGGAUGGGCUGCAAUCUGUGCACUUUACGCAAGCGGGAGGACCACUACAAGCUGCUGUAUGAGAUCGCACAGGUUAACGGCAAGGAGCUCUCCAAGUCGUGCCAUGAGGGCCCGGUGGAGGCCUUCCGCAGUGCCAAGGAGCCCAUGGUGGUGCAGGUCAUCCGCCGCAGCCCUGGUGGCUGCCCCCACGGCCUCCCUCAGGAAAUCCACGUGGUGGACGUCUGCACUCAGACCGACAUCACCUUCGAGCACAUCAUGGCGCUGGCCAAGCUGCGACCUACGACCCCUCCCGUGCCUGACAUCUGUCCCUUCCUGCUCUCGGACAGCUGUCAUUCGCUCCACACGAUGGACCAAGAAUUCUAUGAAGGCCCGGACUACCUCUCCCCACUCCCAGCCGACGGAGAGAGGACCGAGGAGUUUGAGUACGAGGAGGUGGAGCUGUGCCGACUGAACAGCCAGGAGAAGCUGGGCUUGACUCUGUGCUACAGGACUGACGAGGAGGAAGAUGUGGCCAUCUACGUCAGCGAGAUCGGUCCCAACAGCAUCGCCGCCAGGGACGGACGGAUCCGUGAAGGGGACCGCAUAUUACAGAUAAACGGGCAGGACGUGCAGAACCGCGAGGAGGCGGUGGCCGUGCUGGCCAACGAGGACUGUCGGAACAUCCUGCUGCUGGUGGCCAGACCCGAGCUGCAGCUGGAGGAGGCCUGGCUGGAUGAUGAACACAGUGAGUUCCUGGAGCAGCUGAAGAUGGAGAUGUUGGAGGAGCAGCAGAGGGAGGAGCUGGAGCUUGCUGCCCUCCAGGAGGUGAACCAGCCGGAAGCGGACUACAACCUGGCCAGCUGCUCCGCCCUCCCCGGCGACAAGGCGGGCGGGGCGCGCCUCAAGCGGAGCCCCGGCGAGAGCUCGGAGCACGACGUGCUGGCUCACAUCCAGCGGCGGCUCUCCCAGUGCCUGAGGGACAACCGCGGCGGCGCCGACGACGACGACGGCCACGGGGAGCAGCGGGAGCCCCUGGUGGAGGACAACCGGGAGGGAGACCGCUUCCAGCAGCUGCUGGAGCUCAAGUGCCAGAUCCGCAACAGCGGCGAGUACGACCUGUUCUACAGCCGCCGCAGCACCAUCGAGGUCAGCCUGGCGGAGCAGGGUGGGGUGCAGCGGGAGCUGCGCAUGCUCAACGACGAGCUGCGCAGCAUCGAGCUGGAGUGCCAGAACAUCAUGCAGGCGCACAAGCUCCGGCAGGGCCCGCAGGGGGGCACGCGGUCCGAGGGCGGCUCCCCGCUCCACCACCACAACAACAACAAGGAGCACAGCCUGCGCCGCGGCCACGCCCACACCAAGGGCAAGGUGGCGGGCGGGCCGGGCGGCCGGCUGGAGAAGUCGGACAAGGACAGCUCCAGCGCCUACAACACGGCGGAGAGCUCCAGGAGCACGCCCCUGGCCAUGGACCGCUCCCCGGAGCACUCGCUGCAGCGGAUGGUCAGCCUGACCAACCAGAGGAACCUGCGCGGCAGCAGCAGCCUGGCGGCGGGCAGCUCCCUCAGCCCCAGCCCCGGGCCCAGCCCCAGCCCCGGGCCCUUCUACCCCCGGGCGGCGGGGGGGCCGCCGGCCAAGAGCAGCAGCCCCGACCACAGCAACCCCUCCGAGUCGGACCACACCACCCAGGCGGAGGACGAGAGGCGGGGGGGCCAGGCCAAGGCCAGCGGCUCGCAGAUCCCGUACUUCUCGCCGUCCCACAGCUCGCAGCAGAGGCAGGCGGCGGUGAUCCCGGCGCACGCGCGCCACUACCAGAGCUACAUGCAGCUCAUCCAGCAGCGCUCGGCCGUGGAGUACGCCCAGAGCCAGCUCAGCCUGCUCAGCGUGUGCAAGGAGCCCCAGCGGCCCAGCGACGCGCCGCAGAUGGAGUGGAAGGUGAAGAUCCGCAGCGACGGCACGCGCUACAUCACCAAGAGGCCCGUGAGGGACAAGAUCCUGCGGGAGCGCGCGCUGAAGAUCAAGGAGGAGCGCAGCGGCGGGAUGACCACGGACGACGACGCCAUGAGCGAGAUGAAGAUGGGGAGGUACUGGAGCAAGGAGGAGCGCAAGCAGCACCUGGUGCGGGCCAAGGAGCAGCGGCGGCGGCGGGAGUUCAUGCAGAGGAGCCGCCUGGAGAGCCUGAAGGAGAACCCUCAGAGCAGCGGGGAGGGACGCAGCAAGGAGGUGAGCAUCAUCGAGCUCAGCCACAAGAAGAUGAUGAAGAAGCGCAACAAGAAGAUCCUGGACAACUGGAUGACCAUACAGGAGCUGAUGAUCCACGGCACCAAGGCGCCCGAGGGAGCCCAGGUGCACAACGCCUUCCUCUCGGUCACCACUGUAUAAAGGAUAGACAAACACACACGCACGCACACACACACACACACACAGACGUACGCGACAGAGAAAUCCACUCAGUCUACCCCAUGCGGUAUGAUUAUACUUGCCUCGUUCAAUGUGGCGUUUUUAUGAGGACCAUAGGAAUAUUUUUCACACUUUGUAACCCAUAGAUCAUUUUGUAAGCAAAUUCUCAAUGGUGUCAUGGUAUAUUCUUUGGGUUCUCCGGGCAUUGCUGUAUUUUGUUCAUGUUGCUCUUCCAGAAAUCGUUUUUCUAUGAAAUUAUGGUACUGUAAUCAAUUUUCUCGGUUUACUCUGUGUAUGGUACCCUUUUGGCUAUUGGUUGAUUUAUUACGUUUAAAUCCGCAAACAGUCCCUUAAAUGUCUUUAAGUGCAAACGAAACCAGCCAAUCAUUGUGUCCUUCGGUUUGCUUGUGACCCUAUAUGAGCGUUUUACUCGAUCUUGCGAUAGACGACUCUGUUUAUUUGACUCGAUGGCAGUCAAAGGGUUUACAUUGCAUCACUGCAGUGCUGUAAUCAGGAAGGAAAAUAUAAAGUCCAUAUCAUUAGUUGAACUUGUACAAUGGUUAUUCUUCUGCUUUUCCCAUUUUAUUUAAAAGAUGCCACACUUACCACAUGGUUGUUAUUUAUGAGUGGCUUUUGGAUCAACUGUUACAUGGUGUGACAUGUCUAUUUAGAUCCCCAUACUAAUACGGUAAUAACGAGUGUAUUCAUGCACCGUAAACCACAUCCCGGAGUGAAGGAGCCACAAGGAGUUUGAGCAGAAAAUAUUGAAAGAGUAUCAGUCUACUACCACGGAAGAUCCAACUGCAAACGGUAGGAAUCAAACAGAACAUCAUUUGUUUUUCAUAUGAGUGUUUCACUUUAAUACUGCCAACUGUAUCACUGUACUGUAUCUGUUCUUGUUCAAAAUUUUUCAUACAAUUCUUACAAACAAGACACCAAAUAUUUUCAAGUAGUUGGGACAUUUCUAUGAAGAAAAAAAGUGGCUAUCUCUCUUUACAACGAUACUCUUCAUACAUUUUUACGAUUAUCUUGUACGAUUCAGUUCUACAGAUUUUUAAGCGACAAAAUGGUUUUACCCCCAAAUGACCGCUAAGACUUCUGAGUACUGUCGAAGACACAGGUUCUGCUGCUGAUCAACUCUCUGUGAAUGGAAGACCAGGUCGGUUUACUACUUACUUAUUUUGCUUUUAUCUACAGCGACUUACAGUGAACCCAGAUACAGUUCAUUAAGGGAGCAGGUUGUGGGUAAGGCAAAAUCUCACUCCAGGAUUGCUACAGUUAAACAUGAACCGUUAUUUGGAUGUUAACACCUUAAACUGCAUUGACUGCGUUACAAAAAUCUCACCUCUAAGUCCAAAAGACAUAUCAUGAUGGCACAGAACUCCAUGGAUUUCUGACAAUAGAGUACUGCAACUUUUCCCAGGUAUGAAUCUCUUUUUGUUUCAUGGCAUUUAAUCUAAAUAUAUUUUAUACUCCGUAACAAAGGACCUUCUCAUAACCUUUUUACAUAUCAGUAUUUUUACAUAUUUUUUUACUCUCCAUAUUUGACAACUUUACUCAGCAUAGCCUUAACAGUUGAAACUGAACUAAUGUAACGUUUGAAGUGGAAACCGGAUUUCUGUUGCAGCAUUUCAUAAAAAAAUGCAUAGUUCAACACAAUGAUAGGAGCAUUAUUUUCCUCGGUUUUUUUUGUUUGUUUUUACAUCAUUUUGAUUUUUAGAAGUAAAUCUCUGAUAUGGAAUUCAUUUUGAAUGAAAAGUGUUCGCCAUCAUUUAUGUUAACAUUUAACAUGUUUUGAUGAAUCCCACUGAGCCACUCAGCUCAGAGCACAGCAAUGCUUUCCAUUUUGUCUUAAAAAGUUCGCAAUUCACCAACAGACAUUUCCGGUUUGGUUACAUGUACAGCAAUGUCAUUUCCAAAAGGCCUAAUUAUUUUACUGGAAUGUUGUAAAGAAUUGUUUCGAUUUCAACCCCGACUCUUGUAUUUGUUUAAGUCAAUGUCCAAUAGUCUAAUUUCGAGUAAUAUGUAGUUGGCGCAUUUGUAGCCAGGUAAAACAUGUGAUAAUUGUGCUCAAUGAAAAUAAAUGAUAAUAAAUUAUUGUUUUUUGAAAUAAAA